ACUUCACCUCGAAAGAACUUCCUGACUUCAUUCCCACCAACACCCCCGUCCAUCUCCUCCCUCCCACACCCGCCACGACCGCAAUUGUUAUCCUCAAUUGCUUUCCCCCCUCUCGCCCGUCAUGGCUCUCUCCGCCGCUUCCGGUUCUAUGCUGCGCGUUUGCGCUCGCCAGCAGCUGCCCACCACCUCCCGCGCCGCCAUCGCCUCCUGCCAACAACAGAGGGGAGUCGCUUCGUCGUUCGACAGCCCCUUCGGCCCCGCCUCUAAGGACUCCACCUACAAGAUCCCCGACUUCAGCAAGUACCAGAGCAAGAAGAGUCCUCGUUCGAACCAGGUCUUCUCCUACUUCAUGGCCGGUACCAUGGGUUUGGCUUCCGCUGUCGGCGCCAAGGCUACUGUUCAGGACUUCUUGGUGAACAUGUCCGCCUCCGCUGAUGUCCUGGCCCAAGCCAAGGUUGAGGUUGGCCUUGGUGCCAUCCCUGAGGGCAAGAACGUCAUCAUCAAAUGGCGUGGCAAGCCCGUGUUCAUCCGUCACCGUACCCAGGAAGAAAUCGAUGAGGCCAACAAAAUCGACGUUGCUUCCCUCCGUGACCCCCAGGCCGAUGAGGAGCGUGUGCAGGAUCCCAAGUGGCUGGUUAUGCUUGGUGUCUGCACACACCUUGGUUGUGUCCCCAUUGGCGAAGCUGGUGACUUUGGUGGCUGGUUCUGCCCUUGCCACGGUUCUCACUACGAUAUCUCCGGCCGUAUCAGGAAGGGCCCUGCUCCUCUCAAUCUCGAGGUUCCUUCGUACAACUUCCACGACGAUGAUACCAUGGUCAUCGGUUAAACGAUGGCGAGAAAAAGAUAUGGAUUCGUUGAUUGGGAACGAUGUGAAUAGCAUCAUAGACCGUUGGACACGAGAAUGGGAAGAUAGAAAGGUUUGUGUGUAUGUUUUUGCAUCUCUUCUUUCAUGUCUUUUGUCAAGAUUUGAAAAAGAGAUCUUUUGUUUUAAUAGGUAUGGACAAAAAUGAGCCGCAUGUUUCUUUUUCUACCAGG
Molecule: messenger RNA, 1035 nt
Organism: Aspergillus ruber CBS 135680
Lineage: Eukaryota; Fungi; Ascomycota; Eurotiomycetes; Eurotiales; Aspergillaceae
Gene: rip1
Product: ubiquinol--cytochrome-c reductase catalytic subunit RIP1
Exons: 4
Coding region: 122-826 (234 amino acids)
Biological process (GO): mitochondrial electron transport, ubiquinol to cytochrome c
Cellular component (GO): membrane
Molecular function (GO): quinol-cytochrome-c reductase activity; 2 iron, 2 sulfur cluster binding
Source: RefSeq, a predicted model, not a curated record